UAAUGACUCCUUUCCAAAUUUAGAAAGAAAAGCUUACGCAACGAAACCAGAAAAACAGAGAUAGAAAAACAACAGAAAGAGCUAACCAUACUGUCAUACUUGAUGAUAACGCCUACCAUUAUUUAGCCCCUUUUAGCUUUUACACUAGCUAGGCACAGAAAUAUAACUUCCACAAUUCACCCCCACCCACCCAUUCAACCACUUUCUCCCUCAUGGCUCAUCUUACACCACCGCAUCCGCCUCUAUCCUCCACCGCUAACAGUCACUUUACGCUUGAAUCUGACGACAUAUCUUCUCUUUUACACAAUCUCCUCCACAAUACAUCCCGACCCUCCACCAGUAACCACCCGCAACCACCACCACUGCCUGAGGACCACGGUCAAUUCCCUGGAUCCACGGUUUUUUCUGAAUCGCCCGCGUUGCUUGACCCGGGUUUUCCUUUUUCGGGUGGUUAUUAUAGCUCUGGACUUCCGAUGGAGGGGAUCGACGAUGCAGAUUGCCAAAGUGAGCAGGAGGAAGCGCGUGGGAAGUCAGCUUCGGGUAAGAGCUCAUCGAAGCGUAGCAGAGCGGCUGAGGUCCAUAACAUGUCUGAAAAGAGAAGACGGCAGAGGAUUAACGAAAAAAUGAAAGCACUGCAGAAAUUAAUUCCCAACUCCAAUAAGACUGAUAAGGCUUCAAUGUUGGAUGAAGCGAUCGAAUAUUUAAAACAGCUUCAGCUACAAGUUCAAAUGUUAACCAUGAGAAAUGGUUCAAGUUCGCAUCCCUUUUACUUACCAGGAGCAGUGCAGCUUCCAUCUGCAGGAGCAGUAGGUGAGGCCAACAGCAGUAGAGCAGGCUCCUUCGCUACAGAUCAAGAGUCUCCCACGCAAGCCAUGUUUAAUCUUUCUAGCAAACCUGCCUUUUCCGACUACAAGCUCUUAAUGUCCAAAAUGUCAGAGAGUAAUAGUUCAGCUCAUGCAUUUGUAUCAGAACCGCCCAUGACUGCACAUUAUAGGCCUUUCAAUGCCUCUAAGGUACUAUGCAAGGAUCCUAUGUUACCUCAGCUACAGUUGGACAUGAGUCACUGUGGUCAGAGUUCAUCAUCAGGUAUCUCGUCUUGAGUAUGAAGAUAAUGUUGUUCUAAAUUCUGUAUAAUUCUACAGAUAACUCGCAUUCAUGCAGAUGCCAUACAAACUGUAGAAUAAGUAAUUUGUUCUAACAUUAUUUAUCAUCAUACAUUCCAACUACUCAAAACUCAAUGUUUUUACCAGUUUGUUUCCUUUUUCAAAGCCAACAUGCUCAAGCCUUCAUAAACCUUUGAGCGGAUCAUUGUUUAUACCACACGGGCUGUUUGGUAUACUACAUUCACAUAGCCUUGUAGUUGAUGAUUUGUUGAGACUUGAGAGAUAAUACAUCUCAAACUUCAUAUGUUGACAUACUCAUUUUGCAACUCUA
This is a messenger RNA of Spinacia oleracea (spinach), 1434 nucleotides long. RefSeq names its product transcription factor ALC. The coding region runs from base 213 to 1100 and encodes 295 amino acids. NCBI's taxonomy places the organism in Eukaryota, Viridiplantae, Streptophyta, Magnoliopsida, Caryophyllales, Amaranthaceae. The record is from RefSeq and is a predicted model, not a curated record. Gene Ontology annotation, cellular component: nucleus. Gene Ontology annotation, molecular function: protein dimerization activity. The transcript is spliced from 6 exons.